Molecule: messenger RNA, 2627 nt
Organism: Onychostruthus taczanowskii (white-rumped snowfinch)
Lineage: Eukaryota; Metazoa; Chordata; Aves; Passeriformes; Passeridae
Gene: CARD8
Product: caspase recruitment domain family member 8
Exons: 8
Coding region: 164-1717 (517 amino acids)
Biological process (GO): signal transduction; regulation of DNA-templated transcription elongation; mRNA export from nucleus
Cellular component (GO): THO complex part of transcription export complex
Molecular function (GO): protein binding
Source: RefSeq, a predicted model, not a curated record
UCUGGCAAACAGCUCAUUUGCUGCACAAAUGCAUUUGGAUUUAUGCUGGGAGGUGCACCCAAAUCCUUAAAAAUCACAGUUUAGAGCCUGUGCUGCCUCCAGAUCCUGGUCCAGGACAACUCCUGGGAGGGUUUUCAGGGCGCUGCCUCGUCCUGCUGCAGCAAUGACCAGCAGGCCCAUUUUUGUGUGCUUGUUUCAGCCUGGCUGCACCUGCGGCAUCCUGCCCUGCUUCACCCUCCCCUUCAUCCCUGCGUUUUCCCUGCAGCAGCACUGUCCUCCCCGUGCCUGCCCUGGGCCGGUCCCUGCGGCACAUCCAUGCAGGACACAUCUGCUGGGUGUGGGUGUUAUCCACAGGAAAGGCUGCACAUGGCACCCUUCACGCCAGAGCACCUCCUGGCUGAGGAAGUUUUAUGCAAAACUCUCCUGUGCAGCUGCUGUGCAUGGGCUGGGUGAGCCCUCGGCUGUUUUUUUGGCAGGGCUUUUGGGGGAGCGGGGCGGGAGGGAGUCCCUGGCGGCCCUGGCCGAGCGCGGCGUCUCCCGCAGGGCGCGGCUGGACGCGGAGGGCUCGUACCGCUGCAGCAGCACCGGGCUGAUUUUCGAGGUGACGGCGGCCGCCGGGAUCACCUACUCCCUGCUCUCCUGGAGCAAGUACGCCGCGCUGGUGGAGAAGCCCUGGAUCGUGGGCGGGCCCCUGUUCGACGUGCGCUGCUCCGAGCCCGGCGCGCUGCUCUCCAUCCAGUUCCCUCACUGCCUCUGCCUGGGGGGUCACGGGGCUGGCGUGGCAUUCAAGGUGCUGCACAUCAAGGGCGGCGGCGCGGCCAUCGAGCCCUCGGCCGAGUUCUCGGCGUCGCACGUCAAGUGGCUGGUGAGCUCCCUGUCCCCCGUGGGACCCCUGAUCCACAGCCACGAGCCCCUGCAGUACCACGGGGCUGUCAUCCUCUACAAAGCCAUCGACGAGCACCCCUCCCUGUCCUUCUGCGUCUACCUGGCCACCAACAACGACUCCUUCAUCAAGGAUAUCUCAAAGGCUGUAAAACACUCGAAAAGAAAAUUUGUUCAAAUCGAAAAGCCCCCUGUAUGCCAAAAAUUACUGCAGGAAGGAAAGAAGUACAGACUGAUCUGUGAGCCAGAAGCUGAAAUAACUCCUGAGGAGAUUGAAUUUGUUGAUGGGUCACUGCUGAAGCUGAAGAGUUACUUUGAGGUGUAUUUGGAGAAGCCUGAUGACUUCACCUUGUCCCUGGUGGAGCAGGACUCGGAUGAGACUGUCUGGAAAGCCAAGCUGCGAGAGAGGGAUUGGAUCCACUACGACCAGAACAGGAAUGAGCAGAAGAGGAGCACAGGCAGUGUGAAGAGGAGGAAGCCAGCCCUCAACAUCCUGGAGGAAGAGGGGCUCCACAGCAAAAAGCAAAAAACUGGCAGCACUGCAGACGGAAUGGGAGCAAAAAGCUUGACAGACCAACAGCUGCUGGUGAUUGCCAAGCUCCUGGACCGGCACUGGAGGGAAAUGGCCAUCGAGUGUCUGCAGAUGGAGAUGAAGGACAUCGAUGACAUCCGGGCCAUGGAGGAGGACGUGACCAUGCAGAAACUCCUGGUGCUGAGGAAGUGGAGAGAGAGGGAGCAGGGCCGUGGGACUGCAGAGGCUUUGCAGAGGAGCCUGGGGGAAAAAGCCACCUACGAGAUCCUGCAGGCGCUGCAAGGUUUCCUGGCUCAGAGCUGAGCCAGCUGGAAGGAGGAAGAGGAGGAAGAGGAGGAGGUGGGAGCUUCCCAAUCCAACCAUUCUGCUCCCUGGGAUCCUGCUGGGACUCAGGAAUGUUCCUGGUGGGAAGUUCAGGCAGGAUCCUCCAGAGAAACGGGAAUGGAAUUCGGGUAGGAGCCACUUCCAAGGCUUUCAGGAGAGGUGGAUCCCGGAAUUCUGGGCUUCACCCACAGGGAAAGUCACUCCAGGAGGGCACAAACACUGGAAGAAGCCACUUGAUCUUUUUCAUCACCUGGAAAAGAUUUUUAUUUCCGUCAGGGAAAAACAGGGAGAAGAAUUCCCCUGGAAACUUUCAUCCCCUUCCAAAAAAACCACUGACCUGCCAGAAUCGUGAGGUGCAUUGGAUUUCUCAUGGAUCAGGGAAGAAUAAUCCGAAACUUGUACCAAAUUCCUUUGCAUAAUCACUGUAUAUAUGGAAUUAUUGUACAGAUCCUGUGCAUCCAGUCCUUGUUAAGCUGUGGUUCUGCUUCCUGAGAUUCCCAAAGAUGGGAACACCACUGUGAACUCCAGGCAGCUCCAGAACUUCCACAUGGAAUUUCUUCUCCCCUCUUUUCUGUAUAGCUUGUCUCCGUUUUUUACGUUGUAUAAUUCCUUUUUUGUAUGAGAAACUUUUUAUACUUUUUUAAUGUUUUUUUUUACUUGAUUUAUUCAAACUUGGAUAGAAUUUAGGUGCUUAAAAUGUGAGGAGCCAAAAUCCCUGUGCUGCAGGCUUGGAAAAAAAUUGGGAAAAAUGGAAUUUGCAGAAGAGAGGAGUGACCAGAUCCAGGACUGUCUUGUUUUUAAGGCUGUGGGAUACUUGGGAUCAUUUUUCUCUGUGUAUGUUUGGGAAAGGAAAACAUACUUUUGAAAAACAAGGAUUAAACAGGAAAAA